AUGACGAGGACGACGACGACGACGCUGCUCCUCGCGACGGGCUUGCUGCUGGCUGCUGCGGGCCUCGUCGAUGCCUCCAGGCUGUCUCUCAGCAAAGUGCCCAAAAACAUGAGCGGAUACCUCGUGACCAAAGGCAGCGGCUUUUAUUUCAAGCCGAUCUACGUCGACGAAAGAGAGAUAGCGGCCCGAUUCAACAAGACCAUUUCUAGCGGACUGUCAGGCCCGACGGGGACGACUACGACUACGACGACGACGACGACGACGUCAUCCGCGAGCGAUGAAAAUUGGAUCGACGAUAUUAUCUCGGGCUUGGCCGAAGACAGCACGGAGGAUGACGAGAACGAGAGAAACGUAGACGGGGACGGGGACGACGAUGACGACGACGACGACGACCUUUACGAGGAUUACGAGGACGAUGGCGUGUCGUGGCUGGAUCGGCGCAGAUCCACUACCUGGUUGAUGAGUAAAGCCAGAGCCCGAGGCUUUUCCUUCUUCGGAAUGGUCGAGUCGGCUGUUGGUUAUCUCGGCAAAUUCUUAGGCAACAUCAUUGGCUCGGAGGACGACGAGGAUUAUUUCUUCGAGGACGAUUUUUACGACGACGUCCAGGACAGCGGCAAAAACAGCGUCAGCUACAAAGAUCACCAGCUGAUCAGAUUGACACCCAAGACCAAGAGACAAGUCAAGUACCUCAUCGAGAUGAAGGACAACGAGCCCGACGACGUCAAGUUCUGGACCAGUCCGGCUAAGAACAAAGUUACCGAUAUGGUCGUUUCGCCGAUAAUUUUAAACGACGUCAAGAGCUUCCUCCGCGAGAAAAAGAUUGCCUACACCAUUCUGAUAUCGGAUCUGCAAAAGGCCAUAACGACUCAAAAUCCACGCAUGCCCAAGCAACGCAGGCAGGAAAUAUACUCGUCACAAGGCCACUCGAUGGAUUGGAAACGUUAUCAUCGCUACAAAGAAAUCAUGGGAUAUCUAGAUUACCUCAAAGAAAAGUAUCCUCAUCUCGUGGAAAUCGAGUCGAUCGGUAAGAGUUUCGAGGGCCGAGACUUGAUGGUGGCAAAAAUAUCGACGGGUGUGGACAAAAACGGCGAGCCGAAGCCAUCCAUUUGGAUCGAUGCAGGUAUGCACGCACGAGAGUGGAUAAGCACGGCAGUGGCAACCUAUAUUUUGAAUCAAUUAGUCGAGAAGCACGACAAUUACACUCGGCUGCUCGACGUUACGGAUUGGAUAAUAAUGCCGGUUGCCAAUCCCGAUGGCUACGAGUACACCCAUACGCACGACCGACUUUGGAGGAAAACCAGGAGCACGCACGACGCCUCGUCAGAUGGCUAUGAAAAUGCCAGACAAGCACCGGGACUGUUUCACAUGCUGAGCCAUUACACCAAGUGGCUGUUCGGCAGCUGCGAGGGCGUCGACGCCAAUCGGAACUUCAACAUUCACUGGGGCGAGGAGAAGGUCGGCGGGGCCAGCAGCGAUCCCUGCCACGACACUUACGCGGGUCCGCGCGCCUUUUCCGAGCCCGAGACUCGAGCCAUCUCCGAGUUCCUCAUGGAAAAUCGCAAGAACAUCAGGACCUACCUGACUCUGCACUCGUACUCGCAAAUGCUGCUCGUGCCGUGGGGCUUCACGCGCACGAGGCCUGCGGACUUCAACGAGCUGAUGAACAUCGCCAACAAGGCCAAGCAGGCGAUACACAAGGUGCACAAGACCGAGUACAGGGUCGGCCCGGCCGCCGAGCUCCUCUACCCGACGACAGGUUCAUCGGACGACUGGGCCAAGGCGGUGGCCGGCAUCAAGCACGCCUACACCAUGGAGCUGAGGGACCGAGGCGCCUACGGCUUUCUGCUGCCCGCCUCGCAGAUCAUGCCCACGGCCAGGGAGACCUGGGCCGGCGUCAGAGUGAUAGCGCGGAUGGGCGCCAAUUCUAGCGCCAACUGACAGCGGAAUUAAUUGCCAAGACUCUCGCGCGCGCGAGUCACGCAUCGCAGGCCUGAGAACCGAGCAGAGAUCCGUCAUUCUGAUUGUAUGCCGCGGCUAAUUCGACAACUUUUUCGCGGCCAAACUUUGACCGAUUUUUCGGAUGAUAAAAUCACUUGUGGCCUAUUUUUGCAGCGCGAGAUAAUUAGAUGGAUUUGUAAAUAAAAAUCUGUAAAAUACCUUAGUUUUUAGAGCAUUAUGAAUUAUGGACGAAUGACAGG
Molecule: messenger RNA, 2198 nt
Organism: Trichogramma pretiosum
Lineage: Eukaryota; Metazoa; Arthropoda; Insecta; Hymenoptera; Trichogrammatidae
Product: carboxypeptidase A2-like
Exons: 8
Coding region: 1-1938 (645 amino acids)
Biological process (GO): proteolysis
Molecular function (GO): zinc ion binding; metallocarboxypeptidase activity
Source: RefSeq, a predicted model, not a curated record